Messenger RNA from Brachypodium distachyon (stiff brome), 1376 nucleotides. Its product is annotated as alpha carbonic anhydrase 7. NCBI's taxonomy places the organism in Eukaryota, Viridiplantae, Streptophyta, Magnoliopsida, Poales, Poaceae. The coding region runs from base 35 to 952 and encodes 305 amino acids. The transcript is spliced from 3 exons. The record is from RefSeq and is a predicted model, not a curated record. Gene Ontology annotation, molecular function: zinc ion binding; carbonate dehydratase activity.
UUAGCUCCAAAGAUCAAGACCCCGAUUAUAAUCCAUGAAUCCGUCCAUGGUGCCGCCGGCAAUGGCGCUCCGCCGCGCCGUCCGACAGCUGAUCCUCCUCCUCGCAGUCUUUAUCGCUGCGUCAUCGUCGUUGUCGUCCGUUGUUAUCGCCGCUGAUGAGGCCGGGCCGGCGUACCAGUACACGGCGGGGACCAAGGCCGGGCCGGAGAACUGGUUCAAGCUGAGCCCCAAGUACAGCGCAUGCAACGGCGGCGCCGCCGUCCGGAAGCAGUCCCCGAUCGACAUCACCACAAAGUCCGCCAUCCCGAAACCUGACCUCGACCCGCUCACACGCAAUUACCUCGCCUCCGAUGCCACCCUCGUCAACGACGGCAAACACAUCUCGAUAAUGCUAGCGGGGAAGCCGGGGACGGUCACGAUCGGCGGGAAGGCGUUCGGGCUAAAGAAGCUCCGGUGGCACACGCCGUCGGAGCACCUCAUCAACGGGAAGCGCCACCCGCUCGAGCUCCAGAUGGUGCACGAGAGCGAGUCCGGCUCCGGCGAGGUCGCCAUCAUCGCCAUCCUCUACAAGGUGGGCAAGCCGGACUCGUUUGUGGUGCAGCUGAAGAAGAAGCUGGCAGAGCUGGCGAGGGACAAGUGCAAGUUCUACGACCCGGCGUCGACGGCGGAGGAGGCGCGGGUGGCAGCGGGCACGGUGCACCUCCGGUCGCUGCAGAAGCGGACGGGGAGCUACUUCCGGUACGCCGGGUCGCUGACGCAGCCGCCGUGCUCCGAGGGGGUGAUCUGGAACGUUCUGGGGAAGAUCCGGCAGGUGAGCCAGGAGCAGCUGGACUCGCUGACGGCGCCGUUGCUGUUGGGGGCCCAGCACAAUGCCAGGCCCGUGCAGCCCAUCAAUGGCAGGGUUGUCACCUUCUAUAACCCGCCCAACAGCACCAUCUCCUUCGAGAUGUGAUCUGAUAGUCAUGAUCCAUCCAUUGAUCCAUUGUUAAUCCUGUGGAAUGGAUUUCCAUUUGUGUGCUGCUGAUUGGUUGAUUAGCAUAGGAACUUGUUCUUUCUCCACUCUCUGAUCUUCUACGGUGUACUCUACUGACCGAUUAAAUUUUCUCCUUUGGUAAGUUCUUUCUGCUUGUUUCAAGUUUGAACUGGUCGAUCUGGUGAAUGGAUUGUUCUUAUUUGUAAGAUCUCUGUUAAUUUUCUCAGGCGACCUUGUAACUGUAUAUUGGUUAAUUACUCUGAAAUCUGUGAUGAUAUGGACAUGAAUUACUCUGUAAGUUUUGGUGCUGAUCUUCCAGAUGCCAGAGGCUAGUGCUCACUAAUACUAAUGCAGUGUGUAAUAGACUCCACUUCAGUGGUUUGAAAAAUUCAGUCUUGUUUGA